Kwoniella shivajii is the source of this 2604-nucleotide messenger RNA. RefSeq lists its product as uncharacterized. Bases 1 to 2604 code for a protein of 867 amino acids. The record is from RefSeq and is a predicted model, not a curated record. Gene Ontology annotation, molecular function: DNA replication origin binding; ATP hydrolysis activity. NCBI's taxonomy places the organism in Eukaryota, Fungi, Basidiomycota, Tremellomycetes, Tremellales, Cryptococcaceae. The transcript has 3 exons. Gene Ontology annotation, cellular component: nucleus. Gene Ontology annotation, biological process: mitotic DNA replication checkpoint signaling.
AUGGCAGGAUCAACUAAACGAUCAAGACAAGAUGAUAAUGAUACCCCAACUCCAUCAACGUUCACUCCUUCUUCCUCUUCGAUGAUACCGGAAAAUACCACACCAACACCGACAUCUACACCACCUGUAACGCGUAACAAUUCUUCUUUCCUUCCUUCUCGAAGACAAGCCACCAUCACCACUACCUCCACUAAUGAUACUACACCUGGUUCAUCCAGUAUCGCCCGACCACACCUCACACGAUCAUCCGCUACUCAGCAACCUCCUCCUCGCAACAACGCAUUGAGUCGAUCAAAUUCUCUCUUCAACAUCACUACCCGUCGUUCCGGCACUUCUUCCUCUGCAUCUUCCUCUUCUUCCACAUUUGCUGUACCUACCUCUUCAGGGUCUUCAGGGAGAGUGGGUAUGCUCACGCGUACUCAAUCAACUCCAUCCAUCGUCUCUCCCAGCCAACUCAAAGCUACCACUUCAGCUGCAGGUGGUAGUGGUGGUACAACAGGAAAAGGCGGACCAGAAGAUUUAGGGCUAGGUGGCGGUCCGUCAAGAAGGUUCGGUAAAGGGAAAGAAAAUAUUCCGCCUAAGAAAGAUGACGAAAAUGAGAAUAGCCAAGACGGUUCAUCUAGGAAAAGACCUAGAGUUUCUAGUAGGGGAAGUAUGUCAGGUAGAUCCACAGGCAGAGGAAGAAGCGGGAGUGUAGUCAGUGUGAGAAGCGAAACUAGUGGUCGUCACUCUUCACUAGCACCUACCUCAUCUACAUCCUCGAUCUGUUCGUGGUCUGCCCGUCUACCUUCUCCCGCGCCAUCCCAAGCAUCUUCCGCAGCUCAAUCUCUUGAUUCUGCCACUUCCGCCGAUCCCCUCGAUCUUAUCAAGGACGAAGAGGACGAUUUCGAUCUUGGUAGAACACCCACAAAAGCUCGUCCUGUCACUCGAUCUACCAUUCUCCCGCCAACGCCGCCACCUUCAUCACCUUCGCUUCGCAAUGAGGAAAUCAAAACUACUGCCGAACGCGUUGGCCUCAUGCGCGUUUACAGUGAUAAGACUGAAGUCGACGUCGAAAUGACGGAUGGUGAAAAGGAGGACAGGAAAUUGAAUCCGUACAAACAACUCAAAAGCUUCCUUCGACUCUCUGCUUCUUCACCUAUAACCGGUACAGCUUCUGUAGAUCAGACUAUUGUAGGAAGAGAAGAGGAAAAGAAAGCUUUAAGAUCAUACCUUACCAACGUCACUGACGUUGAUGUCGGAAUGUAUGUCUCCGGUCCUCCUGGUACCGGUAAGACUGCGUUGGUUACUGCUCUCGGUAGAGAGCUCACAGAAGCAGGCUGGAAGGUUAUUGAGUUGGGAUGUAUGGGAUUGAAAAUGGCGGAUAUCUGGAGAAGGCUUGGUGAGGAAUUAAACUGUGGAAAAGCAGAAAAGGACGUAAAGGAAUACAUGAACAGGGACGGGGCUAGAGUUUUCAUCAUUCUUGACGAAAUUGAUUCUCUUAUGCCACCACCACCAUCCAUUGCGCCUCCAGCUACUUCUCACCUUCUCACUAAGCUUUUCUCGUUACCACUCAUCUCAAACACCAUCAAGCUUGUGGCUAUCUCCAAUACUCUCGACCUGACUCUCCGAGCCCGAUUGGUCCUUCCCGACAGCGCCCAACCUUCCAUCCUUCCUUUCAAGGCAUACGGUGCUGCUGAAAUGGGUCCGAUUGUCAAUGCACGUAUCACCGCUGCCAAGGUGGAAGGGAUCAAAGUUGAUCCUACUGCUACCAUGCUUCUCGCCAAGAAAGUUGAAGCUCAAAAUGGUGAUUUAAGAAUGUGUUUAGGCGUUCUAUCAUCUGCUGUCACCUUGGCAGAAGCUGAGUGGAUCAAGAAAACCAAUGCUGCAGCUAUUUCUGAACCUGAAAAAGUAGUUCCAAUAACUAAGGUAGCGGUUACGCAUAUCCUCAAAGCGUUAACCUCAUACACCCAACAAUUGAAAGCUUCGGCUGGAUCGUCUUCCAGUGGAUCGUCUUCUGCUACAGGAAAGAAAAUCCGUUCAGUUCAACUACAAGGUAAAAUGGUUCUGGUAUCUAUCUUGAUAUACUUGACAAGAUCCAGAAUGGGAUUAAACGGUUGUCCAUCUAUCGGAUCUGGUCAAAUCACUCCACCUUUGACACCAUCAAAAUCUUCUUCUUCAUCGUCAUCUUCUAUCUCUUCCUCAACAUCAAACGAAUUGAAUCUGAACACUCAGAAUUUAUAUGCUACAUAUUCUUAUUUGUUACUACACCACUCAUCACCUUUCCCGCCUGCCCCAGAAUCCGAUUACAGAGACCUACUCUCUAACCUUGAAACACUAGGUUUGAUCUCUUUGAUCAAUGGUAACGGUUCAAACGGUAUGACGAGAUCAUCUUCCGGAUCGAGUAGGACGAAAUCAUCAAUGAUUGGCGGUGGAGGUGGAAAAAUUGAACUGUGCGUAAGGGAAGAUGAAGUUAAAGAAGGUUUGGGUUUACUGUACGGUCAACAGAAAGGUAUAGCUGAGGAAGAAGUCAAAAAGAUUUGGGAAAGAGAAGAAUCGAAAAUUCAAAGGAUUAAAGAAAAAUCAAAGAUCAUCUUGGCAGAUGGAACUGCCGAUAUGGACUGA